AUGGGCUUGGAUACCGCUCAGCUUUUGGCGAAUAUUCGCAAGCGAAAAGCUGAGUUGAGUCAAGAUCGGCCUGAGCACAAAAGAAAACCUCUCGAUACCCAAGGUCAUGCGGCAGUUUCAGAAGAACCUCAAAAGCCCCUGGCGCAAGAGCUCUCUAAAGCCAAUCCUUACCUUAGUGAAGCCGGACCCUCGCGCCAAUUCAAGCCUCUAAUCUUUAAUCCACAAGGGAAACAUAUCAAAAUUGCUGAACAACUCAGAAAGCAAGAGGAAAUAGAGCGGAUCAAAGCAACCUGCUCUUCCACGGGGUAUAUACCCCAGCUCCCUCCUAGUAGAGAGUGGUGGGACGAUGGUGCAACUGUCGAGAUCACAGAUGAAAUAUUUUGUCCUGUUCCAAUUGAUGCACCUUCUGAACGGUUGUACGCUGGCGAGGGCAAAAUUUACAUGACGCAACGAGAGCUGAAACGCAUGCGUAAACACACACGAUACGAGCAGCGCCGCGAAGUUCAGGAUCGGAUACGGCUGGGUUUAGACCCCCCUCCACCUCCUAAAAUCUCACAAAAGAACAUCGUAGCUGUGAUUGGUGCGGAAUACUAUUCAGAUCCGACCAAGUUUGAUAAAAUGGCCGCCAGGCAACUCGCAGAACGUGAAAAAGCCCACCAGGAAACAAAUGCCGCCAGGAAGCUAGAUGGCGACGCUAGAUGGGAGAAACAUGUGGCAAAAGUUGAGCGAGACAAAGCAAAAGGACUCAGUUGCGCAGUUUUGAAGUUCAAUGGCGUUGUGAGUGGGGAGCGGCGCUAUAUUUUGGACCAAGGUGCGCAAAAACUUCUAUUGACUGGCGUGCUACUUUGCACGCAACCAUUUUCUCUUGUUGUUGUAGAGGGUGGAGCACUCGAAGUAAAGAAGUUUAAAAAGCUUGCGGCGAAAACGAAAGAACGCGACGAUGCUGGUGAAGCACAGCUUAUUUGGCAGGGAGAGCUUCGAGCCGCCAAAUUCAAGCGGUGGUCGAUACACGCACUGGACUCUAAGAAAUCUCGGGACCUUUUAGAAGGCAAGCAUGCUUUGAGCUUUUGGAACUUGGCAGAGAAUCUUUGA
Molecule: messenger RNA, 1092 nt
Organism: Wickerhamiella sorbophila
Lineage: Eukaryota; Fungi; Ascomycota; Dipodascomycetes; Dipodascales; Trichomonascaceae
Product: U4/U6 small nuclear ribonucleoprotein Prp3
Exons: 1
Coding region: 1-1092 (363 amino acids)
Biological process (GO): mRNA splicing, via spliceosome
Cellular component (GO): U4/U6 x U5 tri-snRNP complex
Source: RefSeq, a predicted model, not a curated record